Scatophagus argus is the source of this 3915-nucleotide messenger RNA. RefSeq names its product transmembrane protein 26-like. The record is from RefSeq and is a predicted model, not a curated record. The transcript has 7 exons. The coding region runs from base 1206 to 2048 and encodes 280 amino acids. Lineage: Eukaryota; Metazoa; Chordata; Actinopteri; Scatophagidae.
GUGAAGGGAGAUCCCUAUUACUGGCUCCUGACUUUUCUUCUCCUGCCGCUCGUCGUUGAAAUGAUCAUAACGUUGAAGAGACGAAAGGGAAAAGAUUACAAGUGCCCGGGGAUUCUCAGACCCAGUGAGGAGUGGAUGACCAGGGUGAAACAUGAACAAGUGAAACGUGAAAUGAAGUGACAAGUUGUGCGUAUGAUUUAUGCGGGGUAAAUAACCAGACAAGAGGCAGCUGAUGUUGUCCUGCUGACCUUCAUUUCAAGUUGGAUCCUUUUUUAGUGUCAUUUAGUUGCUUGACAGAAAAAAUUUGAGAAGCCCUGACUGGUUUAACAGGUUCUGUGGCAGUGAGGGUGGGACGACCCCCCUGAAGUUCUCCAGUCUUCCUCCAUGUCUGAACUAAACUGUAAACAGUAUUCUGUAUUUAAGUUUCUUUGCCGUGCAGUUUGUUCGACAAUAGCAGACAUUUUAAUUAAAAAAUGUUACGAAGUGAUUCAUCCACCCAUUCAUUUCCCUUUCCAUGCACAGAGAUGUCCAGAAUAUUUUUUGUUGUUGCUGCUGUUGCUGUUUGCUUUCCUGUUGAUUUAUCAAGCUGCACAAGAAGCAUUUAUGUGUGUGUGUUGACAUAAUAAACUGAAAUGAAAAGUGAUAAUAACAGGGCUGCAACUAAUGAUUAUUUUUAUCAUCUGUUAGGGACUGUGUUUAUCAGAGGAGGUGGUAGCUGGUGUGUGCCUUCCUUUUUUUUUAACAAAUACUUCUCAAUGUACCUCCCUCACUGGGGUAAGUGCAUGACUAUCCCUCCACCCUAAAUAACCAUAUUCAUUUAUAUUCACCACUGUUCAACGUGGGUAGUGCUGGAGCCAGGGCAACAAGAAAACAGGGUGGAGGGAUGGAGACUUAUCACCAAAAACAAACGGCUUCUUAAGUGCAGUUUUGAGGUACUCGUACGUUACUUGAGUAUUUCCAUCUUCUGGUACUUUGCACUUCUACUUCAUUGAGAAGCAAAUAUUAUGGAUUUUACUACUUUUCAUUUAUUUUAUAAUUUGAGUCACUUGCUAAGUAUUGAGUAUUUCUAUGCUGUGGUAUUGCUACUGUUACUUAAGUACAAUAUCUGAGUACUUCUUCCACCACUGACAUCAGAUCCUGAUCAAAGCUGCACCCAUUUCCCUCUUGCAAUUUAAAAACUGACUUAUCAUGUCAGUUGCCGUGUGAUGCUGCAGAGGUUCAAUAAACCCAAAGAAAGAAAGACAGCUCUUAAACAACAAACGUUUUCUCCUCCCAUCUUCCUGUUUCUCAUCUGCAUCAUUCCCUCCAUCUGGAUCCUGGAGCUCCACCACCAGCAGAACAAGGACAGUGACCCUCAGUGUAAAAAACUCAACUCAUUGGAGAAUGUGCGUAAAUUGAUCACAAUACAACACAACAACAACAACACCCGGGAAAACGGGACACACCAGGACUAUCUGAGGAUUUUCAACAAUGUGUUCACAUCUGUAUGUUCCGACGACUGGAUCCUGGGUCUUCAUCAGGUUGUGCUCAUCCUCGUCAUCCUGGGGAAGUGGCUUCUUCCCUUGGGAGGUGGAGUCACGCGUGAUGAGCUCUCGCAGCUUCUCCUAAUUUUUGUUGGCACUGCAGCAGACAUCCUUGAAUUCACUACUGAGACACUGUCAGACAUCCAAGAGACACACCUUCGUCUGGUCUACAUCAUCUUAGGUGUAUGGACUUGGAGCAUGUUGCAGUUCCCCCUGCAUCUGGCUGUGGUGAACUCGAAGUCAGACAGUCAGCCUAUGGAGGAGGUCCAGACGAUGUCCCUCUUGACUAGAUACAGCACGGACUUGUGGAGCAUCAUGGAGGCCUUCUUUAUCCAGGACGGGCCCUUCCUGGUGGUCAGACUCACUGUCAUGAUCUACUAUAAAGUCUUUCACCAGAUGCUGGUUUUCUUUGCCAUCAAGAACUUCCUGGUGGUCAUACUAAACCUGUACAGGUUGUCUGUUAUAUGCCAUGACUCCAGACCCUCUAGAAGUAGAGCUGUUGAUGUUGAUGGCGAUGUUCUUUAAUUUUGACGAGUCGGCUCUGGGAGAAGACGAGGAAUCAUGGAGAUGGAGUGAUAUCACACCAGAUGUUUUAUUCACAUGUAAACAGAUCAUUUAACAGCCUGCCCUUGUUCCAAUAAAACAAGUGAAAGUAGUCCCAAAGCACAACCUCUGCUUGACAACACAGCACCUCCACUAACUGAAGCCAGGCUACAGUUUAGAUAAGAAUUGGACAGAUUUCUAACAGAGUGAUGAGGACAUGAGGACAGGGAGAGCAGGAAGAGAGGGCAACAGAGAAUAACAUUAGAUGACACAAAAGCUGGAGAGUGGUGACAGAGGAAAACAUCUUGUGCCAAACUGGAAGCUAAGUUUGAUAAAACCGCCAUAGCACCAGCAGAGGAUAAGGAAGCCCAUGAAUUCUGAUUAUCGGUGACAUUUGAAUGGGAAAUAAAUCAGGGAGAGAAAUCAUAUUCGCAAACUUUGAUGACCUCUUGGACAAAAGAAGACUAUUCACAGAUCCAUAAAUCUGUUAUCUCAAAGUGAUUCUGUCCAUGCUGCUGCUGCUGCUGGUGAAAUCUGACUCAUGGUUACAUGUAAAAAAAAUUGUUUGCACUUGUGCAGUAGCCGUAAAAAUAAAGAGACUGAUGGCAUCAAAUGGCACACAGGUGAUCACCUGGAUUGUGUCUGUGGUGCCCAUUUUAAAGUCCUGAAUAAUUCUAUGAUUUAUAAUACCAAAAAAAUCAUCAAAACUCCCUGGCUAAUGAAAUGUUUUAGGAAAAUGUGUUAAGACAAUGUUCCCACAGCUUUGAAUUAUUGUCACUGGAUGUUAUUUAAUUAUCACUUGUGGUUUUUCAAUAUUUUCUUACAAUGAAACUGAACUGAGUUGGGUUUGGUCCAGUUUUGCGUUUGUACUACAACCUCACGAAGUGGCAAAAACUGGAUAUUAUGACCAUUUAUCUAUUACUUUUUUUAUAUAAAAGUACUUUUAAAUAUAACAAUGGAUGAUUCAGUCUCUCCGUGUAUCUAUUGUCAACUGCAGAAGUACCUCGUGGAUACUUAAUGUAUCCCUGGUCGGGAAUCAACCUAAGCACAAAUAGUGCAUUUUUACUUGUCAAGAAACAAACAUGUAUUAUUGUUUUUGUCAUGUUAGCUUGUUUUUAGUCUGUUUAUACCCAAAAGAGCAUUAUAUCCAGGAUCCAUGUGUUGUUUCCAUUCUUAUACCAUGAUGUGGGUCAGUUCUCAAUUCUGGCAGCAGAAUGUCGAUUAAUUCCUGGUAAUGGACACUUACUAACAGACCUAAGUAGUUAGAGUGAAACUGUCUGUUCACCAUUAGUUUGACAUCGUGAAUAAAUUACAUGGAAAAAAAACUGAAUACUGAGCUCAGUCCUGCAGCGCCCCAUCCUCAGCACAGGAUGGCGACUGUGAACCACAAACUGACAGCAGCCUACAGUGACAUAUGGACUAUGAAUUCUGCCUCAAAAUAUCAAUAUAUUCUGAUUGCAAACCUCACGAAAUUAUAAAUUAAUGGGCCAGGCCAGGCCAGGCCAGGCCAGGCCAGGCCGCAUGAUAUCAUGAAUUGCCCUGUAAAGAAACGCAGUUUGAACACAAUACUAACUUGUCUUUCUGGACAUUUAAGGUGACUUUAUUUUUAUUUGAAACUCUGAAAGGGGCCACCACAUUUAAAUAAUAUGUUUAAUUUUGAAACUUUUUGCUGGUAAUGCUUUACUUUAAAGUAUUUUUACACUGUGGUAUUCUUACUUUUAUUUCGUAAAGGAUCUGAGGACUUCUUUCAUCGGUAAUUGUUGCUAAUGUACACAGACACAAACACACACUAAGCCUGUGGCCAUGUUGAUUUUAAUCUCGCCUUUAUAAUAAUAAAAAGUGAUGUGAG